Messenger RNA from Ochlerotatus camptorhynchus, 1110 nucleotides. RefSeq lists its product as uncharacterized. The record is from RefSeq and is a predicted model, not a curated record. NCBI's taxonomy places the organism in Eukaryota, Metazoa, Arthropoda, Insecta, Diptera, Culicidae. Gene Ontology annotation, molecular function: DNA binding. The transcript has 2 exons. The coding region runs from base 121 to 981 and encodes 286 amino acids.
AUAAGCACAGAGGGACUUACCCCCCGACUAUUUCCAAUUAGUGCAGUUGUGAGUGAUUUUUUGAUUACGAACCCGCGUUCUACAAAACCCUCAGUACAAAACUUCUUGGAAGUGCUAACUAUGUCUAAAUAUAUGGCUGCAAAAUACGUUCGCAAUUUCCGGAAACGCGCGAAAGAACGGCAGGCUCCCGUUUCUCCGAAACGACCCAAGACCGCUGCAGAGAGAUCUCGGACUUAUCGGGAAAAAAAGAAAGCAGCCAGCGUUAACGCGUCACCGUCUAUUGGUUGGGACGCUGGAGAAGGUCCUUCAGCUGAAGGUUUGGCCUGCAAAAACCGCUGGGCCAACAUACGGGACCAAAACCUUAAGAAUGUAAACAAGCGCUUAUCCAGUCAAGGAACGAACAUACCGAAAUACAAGUUCAGCGAUGAAUUGAGCUUCCUCACGGAGUACGCCGAUGCCACGGACGAGCAUCAAGAGUCCCAAUUUCCGACAUUGCCGCCAACCUUUCCUCCAAUGACAUAUCCGGCUGAAGAAAGUCUGAACCUGAAGGAAGAACCGGCUCAAAAUUUGAACCACGACGAUGUUUUCGAUGAGUGCAUCAUUAAAGACGAACCCAUAGAACCGGAACUCAUUGCGUCCAGUUCCGCAACGACGGAUCACUUUGAAGCUCCAACAGACACAUAUGCCGACGUCAUUGGGUCUCCAAAGAACGGGAUCAUCACGAGAGUUAAUAGACCUGACUGGAAACGGCUUUCAACAGAACCUGCUACCACCGAAGUAAGCUCGUCUCGAAUGAUGGAAAUCUUGCUGCAAGAACUGGAAGUGGCCCGACACCCGGACCCGGUUGAUGCAUUCCUAAUUGGACUAGCCCCGGCACUGAAGAACCUGCACCCCCAUUACUGGCUUCAGGCAAAGUCGGAGAUAUUUUCAAUCGUUCAGAAGUACGAACUGCAGAUGCUAACCGAACUGCCGCCGAUGUGAAUGUAUGCGAUGUUGUAUUUUAGUUUCUAGUCUAGCCAGUUCUUUUCGAAUAAAUUCUAAGCCUGGUUCGAGUAAACGUCCGUUUUGAUUUAAAAUUGAACCACAUCUUCUUUUGCUGGUCCGACGUCC